CUGAGCUGGGGCUCACAGAGCCAGGCCCUUUGGCCGUUCUGCUUAACUGUUUCCUCCUGGCUGAUGGGCACGUUUGCUGGGCAUCCCCCCACCCCGCCUUUGGGUAAAGCAGGAUUAGAUGCAACUCUGAGGGGAAGGGUAGGAGCGCGUGACCUGGGUGUUGCUGGAGGCUGUGGCCACUCUCGGAUAGCCUCCUUUCUAGAAUCCGCGCCUCUUUAAAAGGUGUUGGAAAGACUCACAAGUGAGCUGCAGCCAUAUUUUAAAGAUAAACUUUAAGAGAAACGCUAUUACGCACAGUCGGCAGUUUCACUAGAGAAGAGUUAAGCUAGAUUUUACGAAGCGUGGCUCAGUAGUGUCUUCAAUUAGGCUCUUAGGAAGGCACAGAUAAAAAUUGAAAAAAAUACAUCUCUGCAGCCUGACAGUGUUGCUUAAGGCCAUAACAACCUCACGGAUGGAAGAGGUUCUUCAGUACUCCUGGUGAUUUGGGAACAAUGGAUGGGCAAAGCCGAGAUACCCUCAGUGGGCCGCUGAUUUCCAAGAAAUGUUAAGAUGAACUUCGUUUUAUUUGUUGCACGCUUUUUUUGGUUGUUCGGUUUGCACACAUGCAUUUUUGGUGUUUUUUCAGUGUGCUGGUCUGCAGAUGGGUGAAAGAUUGAAUUAAGCUAUUAGGAAUGCUUGUGGUAGACAGCAGGCAGAAGGCUGCUGCAGAACCGGGGGGAAUACUGAGCUCUCACAAAACUGAGGUUAUGAGGCAGGGGGAUGGGUGUUGAGCAGUGAUCACUGUGGUAGCUAAGGUGAUUAUGUACAUGGAGAAGUGACAUUAGGAGAAUAUGUUGCAGUGCUCCCAGAUUCUUUGAAUGUUACCUAGCAACCGUUAAGAGUCAGCAGGGUAUGACUAGCCAGGCAUCCACAGACCACUGAAUAGCAGUUGCUACCUAGGCAGAAUGCAAUGUCGGGAUAAGCAGACAGGAAAAAAAAAGACUUUUUUAAAAUUGAGAGAAACAAAGACUAAUUGUUACAUUCUUCCUGUUUCUUCACAGCCUAGAUGAAGGGACUGAGUGAGAUGUACAGCUGCUCCUCAGCAUGUCUUGGCUGCUCCAGCUCUGCGCGCUCUGACAAUGAGCAGCAACUCCUCCCUCAUCAAUGUGAAGGGCCUGAGGAACCUUACCACGCUGGAAAACGGGGCUGUCAGAGUCACCGAGUCUAUUGCUAUAAUUGUCAUUGCCAUUUUCAUCUGUUUGGGCAACCUGGUGAUUGUCGUCACCCUCUACCGGAAGUCUUACCUUCUCACUUUGAGCAACAAGUUUGUGUUCAGCCUGACCCUCUCCAACUUUCUUCUCUCUGUACUGGUACUACCUUUUGUUGUCACCAGCUCCAUCAGGCGGGAAUGGAUCUUUGGAGUUGUUUGGUGCAACUUUUCAGCACUGCUCUACAUGCUGAUCAGCUCAGCCAGCAUGCUCACUCUUGGACUCAUAGCUAUAGACCGGUACUAUGCUGUCCUAUACCCAAUGGUUUACCCAAUGAAGAUUACAGGCAACAGAGCAGUGGUAGCUCUUGUAUACGUGUGGCUACAUUCCCUUAUUGGCUGUCUCCCUCCCCUCUUUGGCUGGUCGUCUUUGGAGUUUGACCAGUUCAAAUGGAUGUGCGUGGCAGCCUGGCAUAAAGAGGCUGGCUACACUGCCUUUUGGCAGAUCUGGUGUGCGUUGCUGCCUUUCUCGGUCAUGAUGAUCUGCUAUGGAUUCAUAUUCCGUGUGGCUAGGAUUAAAGCCCGCAAAAUCCACUGUGGUAGUGUAGUUAUUGUGGAGGAAGACUCGCAGAGGAAUGGGAGGAAGAACUCCAGCACCUCCACGUCCUCUUCAGGCAGCCGAAGGAAUGCUUUCCAAGGAGUUGUCUACUCUGCCAACCAGUGCAAAGCUUUCAUAACCAUCUUGGUUGUCAUCGGUGCUUUUGUGAUUACAUGGGGGCCUUACAUGGUAGUAAUUACGUCAGAGGCGCUUUGGGGAAAAAAUAGUAUUUCCCCUGCCUGGGAGACGUUGGCUACGUGGUUGUCCUUUUCCAGUGCCAUUUGCCAUCCACUGAUUUAUGGACUCUGGAACAAAACGGUACGCAAGGAACUACUAGGAAUGUGCUUUGGGGAUCGGUAUUACCGCGAGUCCUUUGUUCAGCGGCAUAGGACAUCAAGGCUAUUUAGCAUUUCCAAUAGGAUCACAGAUUUGGGACUAUCUCCCCAUCUCACUGCCCUCAUGGCAGGUGGACGGCCAUUAGGAAACAGCAGCAGCACAGGAGACACAGGUUUUAGCUGCUCACAGGAUUCAGGAACAGAUGCAAUGCUUCUUGAAGAUUAUAGCUCCGAUGGCCCUCAUCCCCCGCACUGCAUCUGUCCUCCUCGAAGGAGGAGUUCAGUGACAUUUGAAGAUGAAGUGGAACAAAUUAAAGGUGGGUUUAGGGAAGCUGCAAAGAAUUCUGUUCUUCAUGUAAAAGCAGAAGUCCAUAAAUCUCUGGACAGUUAUGCAUCCAGUUUAGCAAAAGCUAUUGAAGCAGAUGUGAAAAUCAGCUUGUUUGGGGAGGAGGCUUUACCAGGAGCUCUGUUCCCUGUGCGGACUCUGCCAGGAAGCAACAUGAACACACGGCGUAGUACCAGGCCCCAUGCUAGCCAAAGACUUCAGCUGCAGAGCAUCGAUGAAGGGAAUAUUUGACAGGAGCACUAGAAUAAAAAAACAAGAAGAAACCACUAAGCAUGACCUAAUACAGCUGUUACUCUUUUAACAGAAAUGGAAUACCUUGUUGAGAUAUUUUCAGUGUGUUGUCAAGAACACUUGAAAAUCAGCUGAAUUCUGGUAUAUACUUACAUCAGCAUUUUACAGCAGUAUUUUUUUUACUGUUUAGGGUGCUAUUGACUUUUUUUUUUUGUGCCACGUCUUAAAUCUAUCACGCAUGCAUAAGAACACAGCGUUUGGUUUGUUGAACCACAUCAUUGGUCCGUCGGAUCUUGUGUCCCAUUAGUGGCCAAAGUUGAUAUAGGGAUGAAAAAGGAAAGGUAUGUGCAAUGUUUUGUACAGUAUUGCAGAAAUCCUUUUCUGACCACCUGGCUAAUCAGUCUGUACUCCAGAGCUGGAGGUAUGAGUGCUGUGAUAGGAGCUUGUGCAUUCAAUAUUUCAUAAAAUGUAUUGUCCCAGACUCCCAAAUGAUGGAGCAUGGAUUUAACUAAGGCAUAAAAUCUGAACUUUUCAGAAAGCUCAUGCAGAUUAUGGUCCUAUUUACCCUUUCUAGCGGAUGAUAUUUCCAGCUGUUCAACCAUCAGAAUGCAGAAUCUGAAACUGGACUAUAUGUUGCUUCUGUUUUAUGAAACACCAGCUUCUCAGAUGUAAUGGGGGGGAAGCAGACCAGUGCUGUAAAUAUCACUGAGAUGGUGUUGAAGAAUAACAUGCAAAGUUCUUUGAUUCUCAGAGGACUUCAGUUCACUUUCUAGGUUCUGCUUUUACUAAAAGGGUACUCUGCAGCUGUGGAAAGUUUGACAAUAUAAAUGAGGUAUUACCACUUUAAUAUUAAUGAUAUAUUAAGGAUUCAUCUGUCCUAUUGAGAGAAGCUCUGUGAGUUAUUUGAAUUCUUUUCUACCAGAAGAGACUGUAGUAUUUAAGCAAUAGUUACCUCAGUGCAUAUAUUCCUUGGUGUUUAAUUCAUUAACCUCUAAAAUAAGAACAUUUAGCACUUAUAUUGCACUUUGCAUGCUCUAAGCACUGUACAGACAUGACCUUUUUAGGCCUUUAUGAGAUGGUUUAUCAGCCCUGCUUGCCAAAGAAGGGGAACUCAAGAACAGUAAAGCAGCUGCUGGAAAUUAAACCAGUUGCAAAGGUGGAAAGGUUUGUUAUGAAAAGAGAAAUGAGCUGGAUUAUAAGAGAAUGCCCAGCUUGAGGAACUUUUCUGUGCCUUCCUGGUUUGGCCCCUUCUUUACUUUGUGGGGGUUAUAGCCCUGCCUUAUUGCCUAUUUCAAAGCGAUAGACGAAGAUUAGCAGGAUAAUUUCUUGGGACUAGAUGGCAGUAGCAAAUGGACUUAAGGACCAAGAGUUUGCAUUUGUUUGCAUACUUUGUGUCUCCUCUUCCGUCUGUCCUCCCUUCUCCAGAAGUGGUUUGUAUGAAUUUUUGCCACAGAUGCUUUGGAGAUCUGGAGCAGGAUAUUUUAAUGUGGACAAAAGCUGGAUGUACACUUGUUAAAUUAUGGCUGUGUGUUACUUACUCAAAGCCACAGAAACAAACUGUUUCUGAGGCAGAGCGUCAAUCCAGUACUGUAGUUAGACACCCUGUUUGUCUGUGUUCGCAGUUCAGAAAUAUAUUUCAGCAUAAGCUUUUGUCCAUCUCUGAACUAGCUUGAAUCCUAUUACAUUCCCAAGUGAGACUUAAGUGCCUGCUUACAACUCAGUACAUGGUUUGCUGAUUAGGAACAGACUGUUAAAGCAAGAACACUUAAGGACCAAGAAGAUGCUUUUUUGCGUAAUUCAGGAAUUAAAGGACUAAUAAAAGGGAACCAAGUUUGGGCAGUAUGGACAGCUCCUGCUCUAGAGAGCAGCGUAUGGAUCCCAGGUCACCUUCAUUCCUAUAUUUUAUCUUUCUAGGAUAUUAAGCAGAGAAAUUGGCACCUUUGGGCAGACGUUAGAAACAAAAUCCCAGUACUUGUUCGGAAAUGCCCUGUGCUGAGGUCAUUAUUGCUAUCAUGAACAUUACAAUCACAGUUGUUUACUGUAGUCAGCACUCCUGAAGGUAUGCACUCCCCUCAGAUUGCUUCAAAUAUUUUACCUGCUUCUCUUUUAUUUCAUAAUCCUGCUUCAAAACAAGUCAAGCAAAGCUGUCACUGAACAUGAAGGGACUGAAAAGGCACACACGAAAAGGAAUGGAUAGUGGUGGAAGGAAGUAGGUGCUAGGCCAAAAUGAGGGAAAAAUACCAUGGCACAUGUAAAAGCACAAAAUUGUUAGUACUAUGUAAAAAGCACAUAAUUCACAAAGGUACUGAGCCAAAUUCAGCCUCCAGGCAGGCUGGUGGAGCUGAAUCAGUUUAUACCAGGACUGAAUUUGGCUCUCAGUGUUAAUUUCACUAAUCCAUUAUUUAGUGUAAAUGUUGCUAAUAGUAUUUUUUACUAAACAACAAAUUAUAACCUCUCCAUAAUUCUGUUAUUACCAGUGUCAUUAUCUCACUUGAAUUGUCAUUAAAGAAAUGAGUAAUUAAGAAAUGCACAGAUUUUGUAAUAUUGUAUUCCCCGACUUAAAUGCAAAAGAAAAAACAUUUCCAGCUUCUAAUGGUCCAGAAUGUUUGUUUAUGUUACUGUUACUUCACCUUAAAAUUAUUUUAUAA
Messenger RNA from Struthio camelus australis, 5344 nucleotides. Lineage: Eukaryota; Metazoa; Chordata; Aves; Struthioniformes; Struthionidae. The record is from RefSeq and is a predicted model, not a curated record.